Messenger RNA from Frieseomelitta varia, 870 nucleotides. RefSeq names its product BCL2/adenovirus E1B 19 kDa protein-interacting protein 3 (gene BNIP3). Bases 16 to 717 code for a protein of 233 amino acids. Gene Ontology annotation, biological process: positive regulation of apoptotic process; mitochondrial outer membrane permeabilization. The transcript has 7 exons. The record is from RefSeq and is a predicted model, not a curated record. NCBI's taxonomy places the organism in Eukaryota, Metazoa, Arthropoda, Insecta, Hymenoptera, Apidae. Gene Ontology annotation, cellular component: nucleus; mitochondrial outer membrane; mitochondrial envelope.
UUUUGUAUCAAUUUAAUGGAAUACUAUCCUCGGUGCGGGAGUUCGUCGAUAAAAACGAAGAUAAAUAUAUCGCGCAAGAAUGUUUCUGGUUUCUAUAUCGUGCGUGUGACGUUGCCAGCUAAUCGUGUAGGCAUGGAAGAUGAACGUGGAAGAGACACGGGAAUACACGAACAUUCACCAAAAUCAUGGGUGGAGCUGAAUCCUGUUCCGGACAGGAUAACACCGUUACCAUUCAGCAGUGGCGGAGAGGAAUAUUUGCGACUUCUGAGAGAAGCGCAAAGAGAUUCUCUUCCCUCGUCUGCUAGACAUUCUUUGGCAUCUUCCCGUCGAGGCACACCAAGAGAUAGCCCGAAGAGUCCUCCGAAUAGCCCCAACACGGAACUAUCUACCGAAGAUGAGCUUAAAGGAGUCUAUAUAAAUUACUGCUGCAACAAGGAAACCGAGCUGUUGGAAAAGAACACCGAUUGGAUUUACGAGUGGAGCUCGCGUCCAGAUCAAAUGCCCCCGAAAGACUGGAGGUUCAAGCAUCCUCAGGGUUUGAACAAAAGAAAAUCUUAUAGCAUUCGUACGACGAAAGUGGGCAAGAUUGGGCUAUUCUCGAAAGAGGUCCUUUAUACUCUUUUUAUCACGAACAUUCUCUCUGUCUUGGUUGGAGCUGGCCUGGGGGUCUGGUUGUCCAGGCGAGGAUCGAUAACGUCCAGCGUAACCAUCGAGUGAAGAAAAAUAAUGGCCAGGUACGCAAAAAUGAGGAUUGCUGCGCUAGAGUUUCCGAGAAAACCGAGUUAUGGAUUGUCGAGCCGCUAGAAAGACUGAAAAGCCAAGAAAAAUAAAAAAAAAAAAAAAAAAAAAUAAAAAUGGGUCGAUUAAGCC